Molecule: messenger RNA, 1250 nt
Organism: Impatiens glandulifera
Lineage: Eukaryota; Viridiplantae; Streptophyta; Magnoliopsida; Ericales; Balsaminaceae
Product: L-ascorbate peroxidase 3-like
Exons: 9
Coding region: 107-973 (288 amino acids)
Biological process (GO): hydrogen peroxide catabolic process; cellular response to oxidative stress; response to reactive oxygen species
Molecular function (GO): heme binding; peroxidase activity
Source: RefSeq, a predicted model, not a curated record
UGAAUAUUUUCAUUUCGCUGCUUCCAAGCCAAUCAAGUCCAUUUCUUCUCAAUCUUCUGCAGCUUAACAGACCUCACUGCUCAGCCACAAUACACACACAGUUUCCAUGGCGUUAUCUGUCGUGGACACCGAAUACCUCAAGCAGAUCGACAGAGCUCGUCGAGAUCUUCGUGCUCUCAUCUCCAACAAGAAUUGCGCUCCUAUUAUGCUUCGCUUGGCGUGGCAUGACGCUGGGACUUAUGAUGUAACCACUAAAACUGGCGGCCCCAAUGGCUCAAUCAGAAAUGAGGAGGAGUCUAAUCAUGGCUCUAACAACGGCUUGAAGAUCGCAAUUGAUUUUUGCGAAACUGUAAAGGCUAGAUGCCCAAAGAUUUCAUAUGCUGAUCUUUACCAGCUUGCUGGAGUUGUCGCAGUUGAAGUCACUGGAGGACCAACUGUUGAUUUUGUUCCUGGUAGAAAGGACUCCAUGAUUUCUCCAAAGGAAGGCCGACUUCCAAAUGCCUCUAAAGGUGCCCAACAUCUGAGGGACAUUUUCUAUAGGAUGAAUCUGAGUGACAAAGAUAUCGUGGCACUAUCAGGAGGCCACACACUGGGAAGGGCACAUCCCGAAAGAUCAGGUUUUGAUGGCCCUUGGACUAAGGAUCCUCUGAAGUUUGAUAAUUCUUAUUUCAUAGAGCUUUUGAAUGGAGAGUCAGAAGGACUGUUGAGACUUCCAACAGAUAAGGUCUUAGUGGAGGAUCCUGUGUUCCGCCCUUUAGUUAACUUGUAUGCAAAGGAUGAAGAAGAAUUUUUCAAGCAAUACGCAAUAUCACACAAGAAACUGUCUGAAUUAGGGUUCAUCGACCCAAAAAGCAGCUGUGCAGUAGAUAAAAGUGAGGGUGUGGUAUUGGCACAAAGUGCGGUGGGAAUUGCUGUUGCUGCUGCAGUUGUGGUUUUGUCGUACCUGUAUGAAGUUCGUAAGAAAAUGAAAUGAAGGUUGGUUUUCUUCUUCUGCAGUAAGUAAAAUUGGUAAUAAGUUCAGACAAACCAUUCCAUUCCAUUCCAUUACAUUACAUUCUAAAAAAAGUGUUAUUUAGAUGAAAGAAGGGUUGUGAUAUUAUAACAUGCUGCAUGCUAUGUAUGCUCUCUCAUAUCAUAGAUGGUGGAUGAUCUCCUCCUCCUCUAUAAUAAAAAUAAUAAUAAAAGGUCUGAUUGAAACAUAAGAUAUAAGAUGAUCUGGCUUUGAAUUUGGUAUAUUUAUUUUUAUCUAU